Aureococcus anophagefferens is the source of this 2378-nucleotide messenger RNA. RefSeq lists its product as hypothetical. Gene Ontology annotation, biological process: S-adenosylmethionine biosynthetic process. The annotation marks the transcript as partial. Gene Ontology annotation, molecular function: ATP binding; methionine adenosyltransferase activity. The transcript is spliced from 13 exons. NCBI's taxonomy places the organism in Eukaryota, Pelagophyceae, Pelagomonadales, Pelagomonadaceae. Gene Ontology annotation, cellular component: cytosol. The record is from RefSeq and is a predicted model, not a curated record.
GUCCAGAUGAGGAGCUGGGCUUCCACUUCAUCGACCCGCUCGCGCCCGUCGCGGAGAAGGAGAUCGUCCCGCGCGUCCGCGUGUUCAUCCCGUACCUCGGCAUCGAGGGCUGGAUCAGCAUCACGUUGAACGACGGCCACCUCAUCGUCGAGCUCAAGUACCUCCAGGCCAUGCACGUCAAGAACCGCAUGCUCAAGAAGUGCUGCUACACGCUCUACCUCCUCGAGCUCGCGGACAGGCUCCGGGGCGAGGCCUCCCGCGAGACCCUCAAGACGGCGCGCAAGAACGUCGUCGAGGCCGAGGGCGAGUACCAGCUCGCGCUGUCGAACUACCGCCAGAUGGAGCUCUGGUGCUUCUUCAAGCUCGACAUGGCCCUGCUCGCGCGCCCGACGCUCGCGGGCGUCAUCCGCAAGUUCGCGAACGCGAUCGCGCGCAAGGCCGCCGAGGCCCGCGGCGAGACCUUCGUGCCCACGCCCUACGACGAGACGGCCGUCGACGCCGUCGUCGUGACGGCGGUCUCGGCGCCGGCGGGGCCGCCGCUCAAGGCGCUCGAGGCCAUGUCGGCCAAGGAGUGCACCGCGGAGCUCGACGCGGCGGGCGUGCCGAAGAAGGGGCGGAACGUGACCAGCCACGGCGUCACGACCGCCACCGUCCGCGACCUCGUGCGCCGCCUCCGCGCCGGCGAGCCCGCGGCGACGAUCAAGGCCACGCUCGUCGCGGACGGCGCCAAGAAGGUCGAGUUCCACUACUGCAAGACGGGCGCCAACGGCUCCGACUACCUCAAGGCGCGCUUCCGCGGCCUCGCGGAGACGGACCCGCUCCGCCUCGAGUUCGAGGAGCUCGCGCGGCGCGACGUCGUCGCGGCCGCGGCCGACGAGCUGCCCGUGGACCGGCUCCAGCGCGUGCCCGAUCCCGGCCUCGUGAACCUGCCGACGAUCUGGCCGCGCAUGCGGUACGCGCAGCCGGAGUGCGGCGUGCCCUACCCCUACGGCUCCAAGCUCGGCCUCUUCAAGGGCCGCGUCGGCGGCGGCUGCUUCGGCUGCUGCGUCUGGGCCCAGUGCGCCGCGCGGCCCGAGGAGUUCCCGAACCUGCUCAAGGCCCUGGCGACGGUCUCGCUCUACCUCACGGCGGUGCUCCGGCCCGCGCCUCCCGGCCCACGACGCGCAUUUCUGGAUCGCAUGUGCUACCGCGUCAUCCGCGACGCGAAGCGGCGCGUCGGGGGCCACCCGCCGCGGGCCGAGGACGACCAGUGCCCCGCGUACUACGGCGUGGACUUCAAGGACGAGAGCGGCAAGCUCACGUGCAAGUUCACGGUCCCGAACCAGUGCGACACGAAGCUCUGGGUCGUCGGGAGGACGCCGGAGGGGAAGUACGUGUCCCCGGCGCGCGUCACGGUCGAGAGGCGGCUGUUCCUGCUCCAGUCGGUGCCCGACGGGCUCGUGAAGGGCGAAUUCAAACAACCGCGCUGGGGCAAGUUCUCGGCGCUCAAGAAGCCCGACGGCGCGCCGGUCGUCAAGGGCGUCGACUGCUUCGAGGUCUGGUGUUCCCCGGAGGUCAUGCGCGUCCUGGUCGAGUCUCUCAUCGCUACGUACCUGAAGCGCCGCUCGAGCUCGGGGAGCACCGCAGGCUCCACCGACGCGGCGGCGGCGCCCGCCGCGGCGGACGACGCGGACGGCCCGGACCUGGCUGCGCUGCUCAAGUUUUUCGUCGGCGACGUCUUUGCCCUCCCGACCUUCCUGCGCGCGGCCGAGGCGUCCAGCGUCGACACGGACGCGAAGGCGACGUCGACGUCGACGGCCGAGACGAAAACGAAACGGUCCGACCCGAAGCCCGUGGUGGACAGCUCCGAGGGCGACGCGGGCCUCACGGGCCGCAAGAUCAUCAUCGACACCUACGGCGGCUGGGGCGCCCACGGCGGCGGCGCGUUCAGCGGCAAGGACCCGACGAAGGUCGACCGGUCCGCGGCCUACGCGUGCCGCUGGAUGGCCAAGUCCGUCGUCAAGGCGGGCCUGUGCAAGCGCGCCUGCGUCCAGCUCUCCUACGCCAUCGGCGUCGCCAAGCCCCUGUCCCUCUUCGUCGAGACCUACGGCACGGAGAACGGCGACCUCAGCGCCAAGGCGAUCACGGACAUCGUCAAGAUGAAUUUCGACGCGCGGCCCGGCGCGCUCGCGCGCGACCUCGACCUCCGCCAGCCCAAGUACAACGUCACGGCGGCCUACUGCCACUUCGGCCGCGAGCCCUACACCAAGGACGGCAUCCGCUACUUCGCGUGGGAGGACGCCAUCGACCUCUCCAAGUACGCGACCAUGUCCGCGGCCGACGUCGACAAGGCCGUCGCGGCCAACAAGGCGAAGAUCCUCGCCAAGUGGGUCGACUAG